GGCGCGGCGGGGCGGGGGCCUCUCGCCCGCCUGCCUGAGGCUUGCAUUAUCCUUCAGUUUCAGGAAGGGAGAAACUGAAACGCCCUGAAAAGCACAUCUGAUUUGUGUGGGGAAUCCGAGAACCUGUAUGGAGACUUCACAGCAUGCCACUGCUUUCUUUGUACAGAGCCUGGAACUGAAAGGUGACAUUCUGACAUCUAGGAGCAUCACAAACCUGGAAUGACUGGAGAGAAGCUGCUUUGGUUGACAGUCCGUACUCCUGCGUGGUUGUUAAAAGGUGACAGCACUUCCAAUCCGGGCACUUAAGAUACGUGGGCUGGGUCUUGGUCCACUCUGCAUUUUUGAGGUAGAUCUGGGGCAUACCACCUCUCCUUCUCAACUUCAGGGAGUCAUGGAGGACAAACGCAACAUCCCCAUCAUUGAGUGGGAGCAUCUGGACAAGAGGAAGUUUUAUGUAUUUGGGAUUUGCAUGACUAUGAUGAUCCGGGUGAGCGUUUACCCUUUCACGCUCAUCCGGACACGGUUACAAGUCCAGAAGGGCAAGAGCCUCUACAACGGGACCUUUGAUGCCUUUGUGAAAAUUCUGCGGACAGAAGGGACAGCUGGGCUCUACCGUGGCUUUUUGGUCAACACUUUCACGCUGAUCUCUGGCCAGUGCUAUGUGACAACGUACGAGCUCACUCGGAAGUAUGUGUCACGGUACAACAACAACAACGCUGUAAAGUCUCUGGUGGCAGGUGGCUCAGCCUCCUUAGUGGCCCAGAGCAUCACGGUACCCAUCGACGUGGUCUCCCAGCACCUCAUGAUGCAGAGGAAGGGGGAAAGCAUGGGCAGGUUCAAGGUGCAGAACCAAGAUGGCAAGCGGAUGUUGGUCUUUGGCCAAACCAAGGACAUCAUUGUACAGAUUUUCAAGGCUGAUGGCUUCAGAGGCUUCUACAGGGGCUAUGUAGCCUCUCUGCUCACCUAUAUUCCCAACAGUGCAGUCUGGUGGCCCUUCUACCACUUCUAUGCCGAACAGCUUUCUAGCUUGACUCCUAAAGACUGUCCUCAUCUCCUCCUGCAAGCUAUAUCAGGGCCACUUGCGGCUGCUACAGCUUCUACGCUCACCAACCCCAUGGAUGUCAUCAGGGCUCGGGUGCAGGUGGAAGGCAAGAGCUCCAUCAUCCUCACCUUCAAACAGCUCAUAGCAGAAGAAGGUCCCUGGGGCCUGACAAAAGGCCUCUCUGCUCGCAUCAUCUCAGCCACUCCCUCCACCAUCGUCAUCGUGGUGGGAUAUGAAACUCUGAAGAAGCUGAGCCUCCGCCCAGAGCUGGUGGAUUCGAGACACUGGUAGAGGCAGCUGGUGGGAGAGAAACCUUCUUUUGAUCCUUCUGGAUUUGGACCGUCACGGUUGAAAGCUCAGGAGGAGAGGCAAGGCAGCUGGAGUCUCCUUUGUCUCUAGCUAACAGGGAGCAGGUUUCACGGUACAAAGCAGAAGCAAGAGCAACAGCAGUUCACCUCUUUAGAUCUGACUGCAAUACAACGCUCUGCUGCUGUUUCUGGUUAAAAUCAUCAAAAAUGUGACCUUUGGCAAUGCUCUUUGCCUGUGACGGUUCCUUCAAGAGCAGCCAGGUGUGUGAAUGAAUCCUGGCAAGUUCUUAGUUCUCUCUCUCUCUCUUUUUUUUUUUUUUUAAUUAAAGACUUACCAGUUGGAGCAAAAAGCCAGUUUAAAUUAUUUUAAUGUUUGCCAAACUUCUAAGCAGGGCCAUCUAACAGACUGCAGCAGAGCCCUCUGGUGGUUUGUGUGCUGACUGCAAUUGUACUGUGCGAAGGUGGAAAAAUAGUAUAGACAAUUUUCCCAAUCACUCACUUUUAUUUCUAGAAGACGUGAGAAGACAGUAACAUGGAGCCACUUAAGACCUUAUUUACUGCCUUUGGAAUAGCUCUGUACAUACCUUUUUUUGUAUAUUCUUGGAAAAUGUUUCCUAUCUCUCAUCCUUCAAACAGCAAACCAGUUGUUAGGCAAGUUAAUAAUCGCGUUGGCUGUCUGUAACUAGUUGAUGGCAAUUUUGACACCUAACAUAUGUUGUUAAUCUGUUGUUAUUUAAUUUUUUAUUAUUUCAGGGAAGCUUAUUCUGAUUUCUGGGGGACUGAGUGGUUCUGUGGCCUUGUUCAAUGUGAGUGUCAAUACUGCAUGUUCAAGGGAGACAGAGGCUGCUGCUGCUUCCCACCUCCAGUUGGUUUAAGCACAAACAAAUCCAGAGUGUGGGGGAAGCAUCCAGUUGCUGUUCUGCUAGCAGCCAAGCUGGGAACUGAACGUGAUUUGAGCCAGAACUGGAUGUGGGGUGGGAAAGAAAAAAAGCUUCUACAGGCUUUUGAUCCAGUUCAAACCUGAUUGGCACGUUCAUAUUGAAUAAGAAGUAAUGGUUCGCUAAUACAGUGCAAAUUUAAAUCCUGCUUAUCCUGUUUAGGAAGGGCAAGGACAGUUUUUUGCACACUCUAGCUGGAUCAAAAUCUUAAGCUAUGUCAUGUUUCUUACUGGAUGAAAACUCACAGUCAAGUUAUGAAGCAAGAGACUGCUCUUUGGGGAAGGAGGAACGAAGGGAUCGCUUGACUUCACGCUGCUAGUCUCAAUAUUUGAGAUCAGCAUUUCAUGAUGCCAGCCCGCACAUGGUGCUCACCCCAGUUAGUCGCGUCCAACAGGUGCAGAUACAUUUCCAACCAAGUGGCAUGUGUAGCUGAGACAGAUAAGCUACUGCCUCUGUUCAUCUCGCUGCCGUAACAAGAGAUUUGUGGUUACAGGGUUGAUCCUGCUGAACUGUGGCUGCUGCCAGUCUCUCAGCUGCCUUUUCACCUUGGACUAAGUACAGCUCUUGCCUUUGAGCCCCUGUGCAGAGACUGGAUGUGCCACAGUGUCUGUUGGAGAUGCAAUAAGCACUGACAGUUGCUGCUGAAGUCAGAGAGCGACUUUAAUGUUCAAGGGCAGAACUUAAAGCACAGCACCACCCCUUAAAUGGGGUUGCAGAGGAAUCUUCAAAGCUUUUUUCUAAUCCUGCUUUUAAUUGUUUUCUGUAGCAUUACGUGAGAUGAUGUAUGCCAGAGCCACUGACAGAGCUGCUAAAGCAGUCUGUUCUGCAAGCUGCUCUUCUGUUGAAUGUUUUUUGUUGUUUAAAAGGCUCUUCUGUGCAAAUCAGCUCAUUCUAUAAUAGCUGAUUCUACUGUAAAAAUUAUGAAGUGGAAUAGCAGCAUCACAAAAUUGCUAGGAAGCAUCCCGAAUGUAUAAUAGCCCUGGUCUUGUGCAGAGGCAGUAGCAAUAUCUCUAUUAAAAAUGAUAAUAAUCAGCAUGUGAUGGUUACCAGCAGGUGGUUCUCAGUGUGCAUCAGGGGAAGUGGCAGACACCACAGCCUUAGGGAAGACAGUCUCAAGCUUAAUAUUUUUCUCUUAACCAGAGAAGUUCUGGUAACUAAUAUGACAGACUUUACAGACCUUCAACUCAACACCUGAAUUUAAAAGCUGCAGUUAGCCGGUUUCUGUAAUUUCACAACCAUACUUUCUUUUUUUAAAGCUUUAUCAUUUAAGCAGCGCUAGGAGAGACCUACCCAGCAGAGGCCGACUGAAAAAAUAAUGAAAGCGGUUAUGCACGAAGCCGAACAAGCCACAAAGUAAAACACGGCCAAAGCACGCACAGUACCUGAAACUGUAGCUCAGACGGUCCGAAAAAGCGUGGACUCCUCCUUUCUAGCGCUGGUAGUUCUGGUUGUCUCUCACAAGCACUGGAAUAUCUUUGCAAGGCACAGAUGUAAGUGGCCCGCCGCUUUUCCUUCUGUUUGUGUGCUGUGCUCGGAUCAUGCUGCCUCCGGCGCGUUCUCGGGCCUCGACCGAUGCUGUUGUGAAGCGCUCGAGGUGAGGAGCGCGGGCCGGGGAGCCCAAGAGCCCGGCGUGCCGUGUUUUCUCAGUCCGGUUUCGGGGCUAGAGCCUCGCUGCCUGCCCUAACGGGGCGGGCGAAGCGGUUGCACCCCGCCUGGUCUCACCGAUUCCUCCUGUGCCGCCCCGGCCCCGGGGGGGGGGGGACACGAUGUCCCCCUGCCUCCGGGCCAAGCGGUGCUCCAAGACCGCUCUAGGACGGCGCUGGCACCGCACCCCCAUUGCGGGUGCUGUGCCCCCCCCCCCCCCCAGCUCGUACCC
Molecule: messenger RNA, 4164 nt
Organism: Rhea pennata
Lineage: Eukaryota; Metazoa; Chordata; Aves; Rheiformes; Rheidae
Gene: SLC25A44
Product: solute carrier family 25 member 44
Exons: 5
Coding region: 392-1333 (313 amino acids)
Biological process (GO): branched-chain amino acid catabolic process; branched-chain amino acid transport
Cellular component (GO): mitochondrion
Molecular function (GO): branched-chain amino acid transmembrane transporter activity
Source: RefSeq, a predicted model, not a curated record